AAUAUAUAUGGAUGUGCUCAAAAAUAGUUUCAGAGGAUUGUGUUGCAGAUUUGCUGAGCAGCACAAAAGUCCAGUACUAUAGAUACAGAUACAAGCUAUAGCAGUAAAACUUUUAUUACAUAACAAAUAUAUUAUUAUAAUCCUAAUAUGGAAGAGCUCAAAACAGAUCAAUGUGGCCAAGAAGACACUCCCAGAAUGACAAGACAGAUAUUCACCUCUACGUGUGUGUGCUCAGUUUCUCUUCCUAUUCGGUUCAAAGUCAAAGUGCCAUAAAAUCGGUGUCAUUCGUAGGAGAGUCGUGUUUCGUUCUUCACACUGAGACAGAUUCAAGACGGCGUCGAGACAAACUGCAGCUCCUUGGCUCCUGGAAGAUUACGGAGUGAAUGAAGAUCUCUUUUAAAAGGUUUGUUAGUUAGACCUCUUGACUGUUUUUUAUCUAUGUUACAUUAAAAGCUGUUAUUCUGUGACCUAUGUGCACCUUAACCUGUGGCACUGAGUGACCUUUAACAACGCAACAAAGAGAAAAACCUUUAUUUUUAAGUUGUCAUAAUGAUGAUGAGCAUAAAGUGUCGUUUGGAGGCAUUCAUUUUUUGGGGGGGGAAAAACUCAUCAUAUGGAUUUCUUUGUUUAGGCAGUAAGAAAGCUGAAAAUCGGUGAUGCUGAGAAAGGGGGAGUGUGUGUGGGUGGACUCUGAUAUCGGGGUACCCAUUGGUGCCAGGGUCAAAGUAACAACAGCUGGUCAGCGGUUACUGGUGGACGAUGAGGGAAAGGAGCAGAGUCUGUCCCAGGAGCAGGAGGUCUCGCUCAGGAUCAUGCACCCUACGUCAGUGGAGGGUGUGGAUGACAUGAUCAAACUGGGUGACAUGACCGAGGCCGGCCUCCUCCGAAACCUGCUGCUCCGACACAAACAAGGACUCAUCUAUACCUUCACGGGCUCGGUGCUGGUUGCAGUGAACCCGUACCAGGACUUUCCUUUAUAUUCAGCUGACCAGGUGAAGUUGUACCAUGGUCGAAAGCUCGGGGAACUCCCGCCACACAUCUUCGCCAUUGCUGAGUCCUGCUACUUCAACAUGACACGAAAUCUCAGGAACCAGUGCUGUAUCAUCAGCGGGGAGUCAGGAGCAGGGAAGACGGAGAGCACCAAGCUGAUCCUGCAGUACCUGGCAGCGAUCAGCGGGGAGCUCUCUGAACAGGGGAUUGAACAACAGAUCCUGGAGUCCAACCCAAUACUAGAAGCCUUUGGAAAUGCUAAAACAAUCCGCAACGACAACUCCAGUCGCUUUGGGAAAUAUUUGGAGAUCUUCUUCAAUAAGGACGGAGUGAUCGAGGGUGCUCGUGUGCAGCAGUAUCUCCUGGAGAAGUCUCGUGUCUGCCAUCAGGCACUGGAGGAGCGAAACUACCACAUCUUUCACUGCAUGCUGGCAGGAAUCACAGCAGAGGAGAAGAAAACUCUGAAGCUCCGAGACGCUAAGGAAUACAAAUUCCUUACUAAGGGAAACUGUAUCGUGUGCGACGGCAGGGACGAUGCCAAAGACUACAGUCGCAUUCGCUCUGCCAUGAGAAUCCUGACCUUCUCAGAAAACCAGUGUCAGGAAAUCUUCAAGCUGCUGGCAGCGAUAUUACACCUGGGAAACAUCUGCUUCGAGGCCACCACUCAAAACAACCUGGAAACCAGUGAUGUCAGCAAGUCGGAACAUUUCAGCAUGGCAGCAUCUCUACUGGAGGUGAAGAAGUCUUCUCUGGCGACUAGUUUGACCCACCGUUCCUUUAUGACCAACAGAGAGAGGGUGACCAAACCCCUCAGCUCUGAACAGGCUGCCGGCAGUAGAGACGCCUUCGUCAAGGCGAUCUACAACAAGCUGUUCAUAUGGAUCGUCGAGAAAAUCAACAGUGUUAUCUAUAAGAAGUUGACCAACAGCCCCAAGUCUUCCUACCUGUCCAUCGGCCUGCUGGAUAUCUUUGGCUUUGAGAACUUCACCACAAACAGUUUUGAGCAGCUGUGCAUUAACUUUGCCAACGAGAAGCUCCAGCAGUUCUUUGUGGGUCACAUCUUCAAGCUAGAGCAGGAGGAGUACCUGAAAGAGGAUAUUGUGUGGAGUAACAUCGACUUCUGUGACAAUCAAAACAUCUUGGACCUUCUGGCUGGGAAAUCCUGCAACCUGCUGGCUCUCAUUGAUGAGGAGAGCAAUUUUCCAAAGGGCUCAGAUAUCACUAUGCUGAACAAGAUGAACCAGCAACACAGCGGGAACAAGACCUACAUCGCCUCAAAGAGUGAAUAUGACACAAGCUUUGGGAUUCAACACUAUGCAGGCGUGGUUUACUAUGACUCCACAGGGUUCCUGGAAAAGAACAGAGACGCCGUCAGUUUUGACAUGAUCAAGACGGUUGAACUGUCCACCAAUAAGCUACUUCAUCAGAUAUUUGAGAGUGAGCUUUCAACCAAUGGCACGAAGAUUACAAACAACAAGAGGGUCAUCAUGACACCCAAGAGCUCUCUACGGGCCCAGGCUGACAAACGUAAACAAGUGCCGACGCUGAGCGGUCAGUUCCGUCAGUCUCUGGACUCCCUCAUGAAGGCUCUGUCCACCUGCCAGCCUUUCUUCAUCCGCUGCUUCAAACCCAACAAUGACAAGCAGUCUAAGGUGUUUGACAGAGAGCUGUGUAUGCGUCAGCUGAGAUACUCCGGCAUGAUGGACACCAUCCGCAUCCGGAAUCUGGGAUAUCCAAUUCGCCACACCUUUCAGGAAUUCCUGAAGCGCUACAGGGUGCUCCUGAAGACGACUGUCUGUGACCCCAAAACUGAGACAGCUGCUGCCUGUUGUGAAGCCAUCUGCAAGACAGUGAUUAAAGGGGAGCACGAGUGGAAAAUAGGCAGCACCAAGAUUUUCCUGAAGGAUGCUCAUGACGCCAUCCUGGAACGACUGAGGGAACAAGAACUCAGCAGGAUAGCUGUUGUGAUCCAGAGGGUCGUGCUCGGACACAAAGACAGAAAGUCUUUCCUGAAGAAGCGAAGGGCAGCUGUGUUGCUGCAGAAGAACUGGAGAGCUUACAGAGAACAGAAGCUCAAGCGCGGCUAUGAGCGGCUGACAUCAAAGAUCCGCGGCCGGAAACAACAGUUUGCGUACAUAAGACAGAGAGAAGCAGCGAUCACCAUACAGACACAGGUACGAGGCUACCAGAUGAGGAAGCGCUGGAAGCAGAAGAGAGAGGCAGUCAUACUGCUGCAGGCUCACACCAGAGGAGUCCUGGCCAGAAGAGCAACUCACAAGAUGACGAAUGAUGCCUUCACCGCACGCCUGGAGAAAGAGAAGCAGGAGCAAAUAGCCUUGACGCUUCAGCGUGGACUGGAGGGACUUGUCACCCAGUCUGAGGAGGAGGAGCCGGAGCCGGAGCCGGAGCCGGAGCUGGAGCUGGAGCUGGAGCUGGAGCCGGAGCUGGAGUCAGUCACUGAACAGGAACAGGAUUCAGAGGAGAACUCGUUUGAACUCCAGCCAGAACCUGCUGUGAAAGUGGUGAAACAAAAAACUAGUCGAACAGACGAAUUUGAGACUGUGAAGAAGAGACAGGUCAUUCCAGAGCCAGCUGAGGAAACCUCUUUAGACACCUCAGGGUCGGAUUCAGAAAUCAUCGCUCCAAAGUCAACCACCCCUACCUCAUCGCUGGAAGAGGAAGAUGACGAGUUUGAUGACGAGGGCGACAAGUUUUCAUUCUCCAAUUUCAGCAUCAUUCACUUCCAGGGCGACGCUACUCACAUGCACAUCACCCAGAGACUGAGGCAGCCCCUUCUGCAACACGACGAUGAGGGUGACGCACUGGCCUGUCUGACUGUGUGGUGGAUUAUUCUACGGUUCAUGGAGGACAUACCAGAACCAAAAUUUCUGGACGCAACAUCUCUAGCAUCCAGCACCAUCUCGCGUCAGCUGCCUCACAGGCAGGGCAGGAGGCUGAGCAACCUGGUGGGACUUGACCAGAAAAUACUGAGGAAGAACAAGAAAAAGCUCGGGGGUGGAACCAGAAGAGCUUCUGCGAUCCCUGAGGAGCCUGAGAACUUGACAGAAGACGAGGACGUUUUGAUUGGAGAAGGUCCGACUCUGGAUCGGCCUCUUUCAUCGCUGGAGAAACUGCACAUUAUCACUGGAUACGCUCUGUCCAGACGAGACAUACGGGAUGAGAUUUACUGCCAGAUCUGUAAGCAGCUGGUGAACAACAAGAACAGGAAGAGCCGUAUGCAAGGCUGGACCCUCCUCUCCAUCUGUCUUGGGAUCUUCCCUCCAACAGACCAGUUCAUGCAGUAUUUGGAGAGUUUUUUCCACAGAGGACCAAUUGGUUAUGAAGUAUAUUGCGCUGAGCGGCUGCGUCGUACAAAAGCCAAUGGAGAAAGAAAAGAGUUGCCCUGUUGGAUAGAGCUACAGGCUGCCAAAUCCAAGGAGCCCAUCGACGUGUCUGUGACUCUGAUGGACGGCCGUACCGUCAGUCUACAUCUGGAGUCAGCGUCCACCUCCGCUGAAGUCUGUCAAACUGUGGCUGAUAAGACAGAUCUCAAGGACACCUAUGGAUUCUCUCUGUACAUCAGCCUCUUUGAUAAGAUGUGGUCUCUGGGCAGCUGUGGGAGACAUGUGUUGGAUGCGGUGUCUCAGUGUGAGCAAGAGAUGAAGCGGCAGGGCAAAGAGGAGAAGGACGCCCCCUGGAGUCUCUCUCUCCGCAAGGAACUGUUCACACCCUGGCAUGACUGCUCAGUGGACCCGAUCAGCACAGACCUGAUUUACAGGCAGGUCAUGAAGGGAAUUAAGUCGGGAGAGUACACCAGUGACAAGGAGGAUGAAUAUGUCCAGCUGGCAACCAGGCAUUAUUACAUCAGGUUCGGCUCUGCAUACAACAAAGAGAACGUCCGGCACGUGGUUGAGGAGUGCAUCACCACCCAACUUAUUGAGAACAAAUCUAUGACCAAAUGGAUCCAACUCAUCAGCGCUGCACUUUUACAGGGUUCUUACGCCAGUGGGAGGCAGAGCACAGAAAGCGUUAAAGGGGAGUUGGUCGACAGCGCCCAAGAAAAAUGGCCGCUCCACUUCUCCAAGUUUUAUGAAGUAACAAUGAUGUCAGGACCUCCUUUGCCCAAAAGCAGGUUUGUUGUGGCUGUAAACUCGAAAGGCAUCUUCUUCAUGGAUGGAAGAGAAAAGAAACUUCUUGAGAUUCUUUACCUAGAAGUGAAGGACGUCAGCAAGAUGAGUGGCCAGUCAGUGACUUUGGCCACACUCCAAGGAGACUUUGUCCUGAAGUGUGGAGAAGCUGUGGACCUGGCUGCACUUAUAGAGUAUAACCUUGAAGGGCUGAGACAGCACUCGGUGUAUGCAGUGGCUCAGCAGGAUACCAGUAAACCAGAUGACCCCAUGUUCCUGGUUUGUAAACGAGGCGACCUGCUGCUGGUAGAAAAAGACGAGGAUUAUUCUCAUGAGGAGAGCUGGAUCAAAGCAUCUAACCAGCGGACUGGUAGCAGCGGUGUAGUCUACAAGGAUACAAUCCAGUUUCUGCCAACUCUCACCAGUCCCACUGAAGAAGUGCUGGAGCUGCUCGGUCCAGGCUCGAAGAAACAUUCACCCGCACAAAGCAACACGCAGAGAGAAGAAUCAGUGGCUCCUGCCUCUUUGAAAGAGUUUGCACUUGAGAACUUCAGGCCUGCAGGUAAAGAUGUGGGUCGACAGGGUGCGUCCAAAGGGGUCAGCAGGGAGAAGCUGUGGGUUUGUUCCAGAGAACCUCUCAAGCAGCCGCUGAUGAAGAGUCUGGUCCGCAACUCUGACCUCAGCUCCCUGGCCUGCAACGCCUUCACUGCUAUCCUGAAGUACAUGGGCGACUACCCCAUCAAACACGCUCGCAGCCCUAUAGAGCUGACUGACCAGAUCUUUGCUCCGGCCACCCAGCAUGAAGCCCUGCAGGAUGAGAUCUACUGCCAGAUUAUGAGACAGAUGACCAGCAACAACAACAGGUUGAGCAUGGAGCGUGGGUGGCAGCUGAUGUGGCUGUGUACAGGCUUGUUCACGCCCAGUCAGAAUUUGAUCAAAUUCACUAAGCGCUUCCUGGAGUCACGGCCCAGAGACCUGCUGGCUGCCGUUUGCCUGCAGAGGCUGCAUGGGAUGUGCAGUAAGGAGCCCAGGAAGCUUCCUCCCCAUCUGGUAGAGGUGGACGCCAUCCAACAGAACAGCACCAUGAUCUUCCAUAAAGUCCAUUUCCCAAAUGACACAAGUGAAAUAUUUGAGGUAACAUCGACAACCACAAUGAGAGACCUGUGUUCUAGUGUUGCCUCUCAUCUCAAUCUGAGCUCAGCGGAGGGAUAUGGCUUCUACCUGAAAACACCAAACAAGAUAACGAGCUUGGAUGAGCAGAAAUAUUUCUUUGACAGUUUAAGGCAGACUUCAGACGCCCCAAAGAAAGAAAGAAAACGAGUGAAAGAAGGCAACCAUGCCAAUGUUCCCUACCUGGUGAUCUUUAAGAGGAAGCUGUGGUUUAACGUGAGCCCCGGGAAAGACCUGGUCGCAGACCUCACCUUCCAUUUCCCACAGGAGCUGCCUAAGUACCUGCGAGGAUACCACAGUUACACCAAAGAGGACAUGAUCAACCUGGGUGGGCUUCUGUUCAGAUGCAACGUGGAUUCAGACAGGUCGCAGUUUGUCAUGAUCCCCAAGAUGCUGAGGGAGCUGGUUCCUGCUGACCAAAUAAAAAUCAUGUCUGCUGAAGAGUGGAAGAAGCACAUCAUCUCCUCCUACAGCAAGCAGAGUGGCAUCACGGUGCAGGAGGCUAAAAUCGCCUUCCUGAGAGCCAUUUCAAGUUGGCCGACCUUCGGCUGUGCCUUCUUUGAAGUUAAACAAACUUGUGAAUCUAGCUACCCAAACCCAGUUUUGAUUGCUAUCAGCAAGCAGGGUGUCAGCUUAAUAGACCCAAAGAGCAAGGAGCUGCUGAUCAUGCACCCGUUCAGCCGCAUCACCGACUACCACAGCACAGGCAACUUCUUCGAGAUGACCAUCGGCACCCUGUUGAGGGGGUUCAACUUCGUCUGUGAAACCUCACAGGCCGACACAAUGGAAGACCUUCUCAGAUCGUACGUCAGCAUGUACGAGAGGCACAAACAGGCCUUUCGUCCGAAGAACCACAUGUUUUCCUGAGCCUUCGAGGACAAGUAUAGACCGAACUGCUGAGAGUUAUGUGCACGCAUAAUUGAUUUCUUUAUAUCCAUAUAUUUGCAUGCUUUAAAAGACAAAAUUUGUCAAAAAGAUAUUUAUUGAUAACUAUUGCAGUCACUGAAAACCAGAUGCGUCGUCCUGCUACAUCAUUUUGUCAUUUCAGCUGCACUAGAUUAAGCCCUUGUUUUUGCUUUAAUUUGAUGCUUUCAUAUAUUUGAAUGUUGUGAAUUACUGUUUUACUUUUCCUGAUUCUCAUUUUUUCAUGUUUUAUUACACAGUCUCAUCACCCUGAAAUUAAACAGUUUAAAUCCAAGGAAACACUCUUUUCCUUUAUUUUUUCUUGUGGCAGUACAAUGAGGGUUUUACACAUGUUGUUAUUCAGUGGACCUACAGUAUUCUGCACACUGUACACAUGUAGUUCCAAAUAACAACAACAUAAUUUUGAAUGUUUGUAUGUAUGUAUUUAUGAUUUUAUUAUUGUAAGCAAUUGCGAGAACUGUGUACAUUUCUUAUUUUUCGCUGAGCAAGUUCAGCUACAAUAAUGAUUAGAUAAUAAUGUUUAGAAUAUUUAUAAUUAAUGUCUGUUAAUGAGUCUCUUAAAUAAUGUAAAUAUAUUCAUACACAUAUCUGAAAAGAACGUGAAUAUGUAUUUUGGUGUACAUACAGUAUAUCAUUUAAUAAAAAAUAAUUCAUAAUAA
Seriola aureovittata is the source of this 7870-nucleotide messenger RNA. RefSeq names its product unconventional myosin-VIIa-like. Gene Ontology annotation, molecular function: cytoskeletal motor activity; ATP binding; protein binding. The transcript has 49 exons. NCBI's taxonomy places the organism in Eukaryota, Metazoa, Chordata, Actinopteri, Carangiformes, Carangidae. Gene Ontology annotation, cellular component: myosin complex; cytoskeleton. The record is from RefSeq and is a predicted model, not a curated record. Bases 657 to 7154 code for a protein of 2165 amino acids.